This is a messenger RNA of Lates calcarifer (barramundi perch), 3361 nucleotides long. Its product is annotated as succinate receptor 1. The record is from RefSeq and is a predicted model, not a curated record. Gene Ontology annotation, molecular function: G protein-coupled receptor activity. Gene Ontology annotation, biological process: G protein-coupled receptor signaling pathway. The transcript is spliced from 3 exons. Gene Ontology annotation, cellular component: plasma membrane. Bases 251 to 1204 code for a protein of 317 amino acids. NCBI's taxonomy places the organism in Eukaryota, Metazoa, Chordata, Actinopteri, Centropomidae.
GAAAAGGGCUAGCGCAUGAGAAAUUAUGUGACACGUUUGUGGCUCAUUAUAGUGAGUGUAUAUAUAGGGUUUUCAUUUUUGCCUGUGACUAGCUCUAUUCUUCAGCUCCUCAGAAACUCCAUGCUGUAUUAGAAGCACCAGUACCCUCAGCACUCAGUGUUUACUGUUUCCAGAGCACAGAUAGUGGCUGCACCUGUUCAUGGUCUCACUCUUUAUUCACGCUACCUGCAACAACUAGAACAACACCAUCAUGGCGCACAACUGUACGGAUAUACAUGACGUGCUGGAAAAGUACUACCUGUCACCAAUGUAUGCCAUUGAGUUCUGCAUUGGUUUCCCUAGCAACCUUUUGGUUGUACUUGGUUACAUAUUUUGUUUGCCAAAUUGGCAGAGCUGCAAUAUCUACGUCUUCAGCCUGGCAGUCUCUGAUCUUAUUUUUCUCUGCACACUGCCAGGCCUCUCCUACCUCUAUGCAAAUAACCAAUCAACAAGCAGUCCCUCUGCUUGUGUUAUCAACCGCUAUAUCCUGCAUGUCAAUCUUUACUCUUCCAUCCUCUUCAUGGUUUGGCUCUGCAUGGACCGCUUCCUGCUCAUAAAACAUCCAACGCGGAACCACUACCUGCAGAGGCCGCAAACAGCUGUGAUUGUAACGGCGCUGAGCUGGCUGGCUGUUAAUGUGGAAAUUGCGCCGAUGAUAGCACUUAUGGUUCAGGACCUUCACAAUGCAAACUAUAGUCACUGCACGGAUUUUGCUAACCUAAAAGGAGAUGUCCACACAUUAGGCUACAGCCUAGGGCUAACCUUGACUGGAUACAUACUUCCUCUCUUUGCACUCUGUGGUUUCUCCUACCAAAUUGCACAUCUGCUCCGUGUCCAAGAAAGGGCUCUACAGCGCAGGUCAACAUCAUACAAGCGACCUCUCAAGGUUGUUGCAUCAGCUGCAGCCAUGUUUCUGAUUCUCUACACUCCCUACCAUGUACUGAGAAAUAUAACAAUAGCAUCUUGGCAGGUCUGGAGAGGAAUGACACAAUGCCCAAAGAAGUACAUAGAGGCCCUGUACAUCUUGACACGACCAUUGGCCUUCUUGCACAGUGUCAUCAACCCUGUCUUCUAUUUCCUCAUGGGUGACAAGUUCAGAGAGCUCCUGUUCACUAAGCUCAGAAAGCUGGUCAGAAUGAAGGAGCAGCAAAGACAACCAGCCUGACAAAAUUCAACACAUGAAAAGAGACACACACCUGUCUUUACAUACUGUAUUUUGUAAAAAGCUUUGUUGAUAUGCUUCCCUUUACUUUGCUGUUAUUAAUUGUUAUUAAUGUAUUCAUUGAUAUAAUUGUCCAUUGAAAUAUUGUCAGACUGCUUGGUAUUAACAUUGCAUAACAUCUUUGGUCUUAGCAGAAUAUAUUCGCCCAUAUUUGAUAUGUAUAUUUUGUUACAGUUAUUAUUAUUAUUGUCAUUAUUAUUAUUAUUAUUAUUUAUUAUUUGAUUUUAAAAUAUAUAUAUAUAUAUGUCAAGAUAUCCAUGAAGUGAAAGUAAGGCAUUCAUUUCAUUUAAUGGCUGGCCCUCUGUGUGUGUGUAUAUAUAUAUACAUAUAGAUAUAUAGAUAUAUAUAGCAUGUGCAUGUGAGUGUGUAUGUAUCUGCACAUAGGUUGCUCUUUGUAUAUGUUGUUGAAAAAGCAUUAUUACUCAUAUUUGUAAUUGAAUGAAACUGGAGGUGCAUGUUUUAUCAUUGUUAUUACUAUAUGCGUGUGUAUUGUGCUGUAUUACUGUAUUACUUUUUAACAUAACAAAUUCUAACUCUCCUCAACUAAUAUUAAUUGGCUGGUGUUCAUAUUACUACAGGAAAGUUAGGGUUAGGUCAACUAGGUCAAGGUUUUCUGUGAUCACAUGAUGAUCCACUGCAUGUAGUUGGCAGACUGAACUCCAGUUACUUUCUGCACUGAUUCUGGUAUUAAUAAACUGCUAAUAAUCCCAAACCCCACUGACCAGUACUUUGGCUUUGGGGAACUUUUUCCCAGAAGUUUUUCUUGUGUAACAUGAAACUUGUACGGCUGAUAUUGAGUGAGUUUUUCUUAGAACUGUUGCCUUUGUUUUUCCUGGAUCUCACUGAUCCCAGCUUGCUGUGUUAUGUAGCACCUUACAUUGUGACCUUUUCAACUGAGUCAUCAGCAGGACUUUUAUUUUCAUUUCAAGAAAAUUUCCAUUGGCUUCCAAAGAUGAUUUAUCUACAAUCUCAUGAGUAGGGUCAGGGCUUUAAAAACAUGGGUGACAUACACUUUAAAGAGAGAAUAGAAGGGUUUGGAUUUGGCAUAUGUGUUUACAUUCCUGUCACCACAGUAUAGAGUGUGUAUCAUUUGUUUUAUUUGUGUGAAUGUGUGUAUUUGCAAAAUGUAUAUGUUAUAGUGCCAACCUAGAGCUGCUUCUUUGAGUUCCUGCAGACAAAAACACAAACUCAACCACGAUUAUAGCAGUGCAUAAUUUCCUCUUACUUCCUCUAACUCUUGCCUUUUACACUGUUUCAGUCACUUAAGUAAAAAUCUCAGUAAUAGUCCUUUUUCCUUAGUUACAUUAAUCACUCAGGGCUUCCAAAUACAAAAUCAUUCUAUCUCUACCUUGAAAAUAACUUCAUCUGCUGUGAAAAUGUUGUUGUAGUAUGGAAAGUAGUGAUUUAGUCUCAUCCACUAAGCUUAUUUUUAGUGUUGUUUGGUCUGGUUUAUUGAACCUUUAUGAUAUUUUCUAAUAAUAUUCUAAUAUGUACUGUAUCUCUAAUGGUAAACUCAUCUGGAAGUCUAUGCUCUCAUGAAAACUUCAUUCAUAUUAGACUGCCAGUGACCUUUGAUGCCUACUACAGUCCUGUAUCCUCAUUAAACACACUUGACUUCAUAGGGCUUUAAGACAACAGACAGAAUCGGGUGCAUUCUUUUACUUGUAACUAAUCCAUGCUUGAUCCAUCAUUUCAUUUACAUUGGCAUCUAUCCUGGAAUGAGCAAAGAAAAGAAACAAAGAUGAAAUAGCUAUGUUCUGUGUGUUCUUCAAGUUUCAUAAUAAAAGCCAGAGGAGUAAUAUUGAGACAGAGGCGAUGAGAAAAAGCAGCAGAAAAGAACAUGUGAGGACAAAUACGAAACCUAAAGCUCUGUAAUGUGAUAUCCCAAUGUAAUUACACUUUUUGAAGAUAAUUCAAUAUUGCAAUUCAGACAACUGAGGCUAUUGAGGCAUUUUGACAUUUUAGGGCACAUGUUAAACUUAUGAUUUCUUAAAGCACGUAUUCUAUGUAGUAAUAAUUUUGUGGUGAUAAAAUGUAUGUGUAGAAUGAAUUAUCAAACUUAAUCUGACACUCAAAAUUAAUAAAGAAAAUACCUAGACA